GGUAUAGAUAUUUCCCGUGUGAACUGAUCAAGAUUUCUCAGGAUACUAAGCAGUUCAUAAUCAAAUUAAUAUACUCUGUUGUAGACUGUCUUGGGAUCUAAGGUCAGAACUCGGGGCUUCAACACGUAUGUCCUGCACUCUUUCCGAAGCCGAGUGAAAUAUUAAUUCUGGUACAAGACAAUUUACGGGGUAUGUAUGACCUUCCCAUGGUCACUGCGAGUAACCCAGAAGUAAUACGGAGUACAAUGGGGAUUAAUCCCCUUGCUGGUUGCUGGUCUAGAUGAGGUCGAUCAGCCCUACCCUUUCCAGUUCAGGGACUAUAGUGGGUUUAGUAUGUAGUUACGGGGUAUAGUAUUUGUACUCCGUACACAUACACAUACACAGCCAAGGAAAUCGACUAAAUAACAAGAGCCUAUUAACAAAACUCGAGAAACAUUCCGAGACAAGUCAGCACUAGUCAACUCAAUACGACGCCCGAUACUAUGCAAGACACGUCACCGAGUUCCCCUAUGUUAUCUCCACGGCCCCUCCCGAAGCCCACCAAACCCUAGAAAGAUCGACUGAGAUCAAUAAAUUAAGAACUAAGAACAAGAUUCAAGAACAACCAACCCUUCCAAGUUCACUUCUAUACGCAGUACAACCAGAGUUUCAAGUCAAUUAUUGAACAACGAAAAUGCCCCCCACCACCCUGGCCAUCUUCGACUUCGACGGCACGCUCUUCGACACCCAUGAAUCCAUCUCGCAAACCAUUAAACUGACCUUCGAGGCGCUCCUCCCCGCCCACGCGCCCCCGCAACCCGAAGUCCACCGCCUAAUCGCCAGCGGCGCCGGCCUCUCCGACACCUUCCGCGCCCUGCACCCGGACCCCGCCACCUUCGCCCUCCACGAAACCGCCUGGAUCGAGAAAUACCGCGCCCUCUACGCAACCCACGGCCAGCUCCUCAUCAAAGCCUUCCCCGGCGCCCACACCCUUUUGGCAGAGCUCCAGGCCCACACCGUGCCCAUCGCCAUCGUCAGUAACAAGGGCGUGGCGGCCGUGAAGACGGCGCUGGAGAGGAACGGCCUGGCCGGGUAUGUGCCCGAGGACCUGAUCAUCGGGGACAAGACGCCCGGGGCGCAGCGGAAGCCGGAUCCCGCUAGUUUUGUGGAUGUGCUGGUGCCGAUCUUGGAGGAGAAGUUUGGCGUAAAGGUGGCGGCGGACGGCGUGUUGGUGGUGGGGGAUACGGUGGCCGACAUUCAGUUUGCGAGGAAUAUCGGGGGCAAGGUGUGUUGGUGUCGCUAUGGGUAUGGGGAUAGGACAGCUUGUGAAGGGUUAGGGCCCGAUUAUGUGGUGGAUUCUCUGGGGGAGGUGGUGGGCAUUAUCAAGGGUUGAUUUGGGGUUUCUUGAAUGUCUGUGGCAUUUUGUAUAGAACAUCAUGAGAAUGGAGGCAAGAAAGCCAAUAUGCAGAUAAAGAGUGUAUCGUCCGGUAUUCAUCCAAAUCCCAUGCAAAACGCCCGCGCCAUGCUUCGUCACAUUGAGU
Aspergillus pseudonomiae is the source of this 1520-nucleotide messenger RNA. RefSeq names its product HAD family hydrolase. The record is from RefSeq and is a predicted model, not a curated record. Gene Ontology annotation, biological process: dephosphorylation; DNA repair. Gene Ontology annotation, molecular function: phosphoglycolate phosphatase activity. NCBI's taxonomy places the organism in Eukaryota, Fungi, Ascomycota, Eurotiomycetes, Eurotiales, Aspergillaceae. Bases 674 to 1372 code for a protein of 232 amino acids. The transcript has a single exon.